AUGGAACAAAACAUCAGAACCAAAGCAGUAUGGAUGCAUCCGGGUUCGGCAGAGAUGGCUUGCGUCGUUGGGAACGUUGCCGUUGCCGUAGCGAUUGGUGGCCAUAUUUUGUUCGUGAACUUGAAAACCACGGCAAAGUCCCAUUAUUUAACCGACAGUGUCCAGUCGGGGAAUGGAGUCGCCUGCCUGGCGGGCCAUAAGCUGUUUCCCAUACUUGCCUUCGCAGAGCGUUGCACUAAUCCGCGUAUUUUGCUCAUUAGUUAUCCAGCAAAUACCGUGCUGUCCGUUCUUGAAGGAGAUCAAACGGAACGUUCCUAUACAGCAUUGUGCUUUUCGGAGAGUGAACUACUCGUCGCUCUUACAGGUGUUCCGGACUAUACGCUGGAGGUGUAUGCUUGGAGAAGCAAGGAACUUUUGUGCAAAAAACCAUCCUCCAUCAACUGUGACCUCCAACGGCUAGUGUGCAGUCCGUCGGCUGUAUUCGCUGUUUGUCAGUAUGCGCCCCGAAAGCCGGAGCUGAAGCUUUGGGAAGUACACGGUAACAUUCGGAUAAGUCGUCUAAUCGAACGCACAGUAUGUUUGGAACUAGAGAAGAAUGAAUUGCCGUUGUGUGUGACGUUUCUUAUCGACGGCAAUCUAGCGGUAGUUACCCAACGGGCAAAAGUGUCUAUUAUAUUGGCUUCCACCGGACAGAUUAGUCAAACCAUCAGCAAUCCUGAACUCUUGGUAGAUGAUUGGGAGUAUAUCCCGUUUAUUUUCUACUGCAAAGGAGGAUUAUUUGUGAGCGCACCGGAUGGACAGGUGAACUUCUACAAGAAACAGAAAGGAACUUGGAAUCAACUGUGGUCCACCCAGUCUGAUGCUUCGUACAGUCAGCUGCUAUACUAUUCAACAACCGAAGGACUGUUGGGCAUUACAACGGAAGGUUUCAUUAUGCGAACCGUGCUGGAUGCUGACGUACGCAACGUGGAAUUUCAAGUUGUGAAAGAUUUGGACAUUGGGUAUAGAUAUUCGAGCACCUGCUUCCAUACGACACCAACUCAAAUAGUCGGUAUUAAACCAGAGAUUGGGAUUGUGAAGCUGUUGAACCUUGAGACGGGUGCUGUAAAUGAUUCGCUAAGUGUAGGCCGCCUCGAAUGUAUAGCACAUCACUCGGAAAAGCCAUUUGUUGUAGUGGGUUCUGAUAGAGGAGUUCUACAGCUAAUCAUAGUCCAUGAGAAACAAGUCAAGCUGGUGGGCCGUUUGCACCUCUCUCGGCAUUCAAUCGUUUCGGUUGUUUUUGCCAUCGCAGGUGAUAACUACUUUGCUGCCUUGGAUGCAAAAGGUCAAAUAGCAAUAUUGGAAAUAUCGGAAGAUCUACAGAUGAACGUCCUUCAAGUGUUUGGGGAGAUAAAAAGAACUUCGCGCAUGUUUUUGUGGUGCAGUAGCGAGGAGGUUUUAGUCGUUCAACCAAUAGAGUCGACAGAGACAGUGAGCUUCAGUUCUGUCGAAUUUAUCGUGAAGCAACAUCACGUAGAAGAUAUUGGAAGAACUCAACUGAAGCUACCGCAUGAUUAUUGUCAAAUUGUACCAACGCGUACCGAUAGCGGGUUAAAAUUCUACGCUCAUCAAAUACGUACGAACGUUAUUGAUUUGUUGGAGAUUUCUCGAACUGAAUCAAAUCUAGACGUAGUUCUCCUCAAAACUAUCAAAACACCUCUAUCAGCCGCUCACUUGGAAAUUGCUGUUGAUGAUCGUUACCUGUACGUUUGGUCGAUGGACGGCAAAACGGCUAUAUAUGAGGGAGUUUCUGAUAAACACAUUUGUACACUUAACUUCGACGGUCGUUUCAAUGGAGGAAUUAAGCAGAUCUCAUUGGAUAGGAGAAAUGAGUUUUUGUCCAUACUGUGCUACAAUGGAAUGUUAACUGUUUUAAAAUUACUGCAACCGAUUGCGCAAAGUCCCGACCUCAUCGUGGGUCUAUCAAAACCAUUUACACAUCCUUCGGUAAUUGAUGAAACUAUACGGGGCCUAGAAGAAUCGCCGAUCGAUGAUUCAAUUCCCUGGAUUGAUAAGGAGGAGAACGAACGGCGAAACGAAAAAGGAAAGAUAUACGAACCGGAACAUGAGGCCAUAUUUGCUGAAUUUGCCGAAAUUAAGCAACAACUUAAAGAGCUGCUUAAUCACAAUGAUAAGGCACCGCUGGAGGAACAGUUUCCCUUGCAAGUGUUUAAUCUUAAUGCGGAAGCAACUGAAAAAUUGACCCAAGAGGCUAACAGCACUAAGGAAGAGGAAAAGAAGCGUUUACAACAGUUUAUAGAGUCACAGAGCGACAUCAACGAACGGCUUGUAGAAAAUUGUUGGACAAUAAUGAACAAGAAGGCAUGGAAAAUUAGAUCAAUCUUUAAGCGAGCAUUUGUGGAAAACUAUGCCAUGUUGCCAGCGAAUCAGUACAGGCAGCAUUUGGAGAAGGUACGCGUCUAUCGCGAGACAGAACUCAACGCCAGUCACGAUGCUUUGCUACCAUGGAAACCGACGCCUACGUAUCAGCUAGAAUCGAUCCUCAAUCGCGAUCCGGACUACGGAAAUGUCCUGGACAAUCUGGCACGAGCUUCGUUGAGGAAAUCCUAUGCUUUGUCCGGCACCACCACCCAUCAAUUCAUCGAGCCCUACUCGCUCAGAUAUGAUCAACUCGAGGUGGUCACGUUCGAACAGCUUUACUUCGAGCUUAUCUGUGGUGAUGUGGAGAUCGAAAAGUUACGCAACUUGUUUAACGAAAAGUUUGAACAAAUCAAAACCUUGAAGCAUGAAGAGAUGGAGUUGGUACUGAAGCGUAACCGUAGAGCAAGGUAUGUCCAGCAGGAGCUGGUAUUACUUGCGAAUUUGAUGGCUGAUCGUAGUACGUUUGAAGUAACACAAAUCGAAGAUCCCAAGUAUGAAGCAGACGAACGACCAGAUACCAUUAUACAAACGGAGGAUGGCGAAAUUCCUGUGGCACCAUACAUCAGCCCGAGUGUUGAGCGGCUUUUGGAUCUAGAGCGACAGGAGCGUGAGCGAAGGCAGCGGGAACUGUUGGCCGAUGACUUCAAAGAUCGUGCCCUUGUCACUAUGAUGGACGGUGUACUGGAGCACCGGUGGGAGGAUGAAAUUAAGAAGAGUCUACCACUUCCCCAAUGUUUGGAAAUUGGCAAGGAACCGCAGCACUACAAUGAAACAGAUAUACGCGAGGUGAAGGAGUAUGAAGAGCAAAGUAGGGUGUUGUACCAGGAGCGACUCCGCUAUCGUAAGAUGUUACAGGACGAGCUGCAGGAGUUGGCCAUUAGCCUUGACGAACAGAUCAAGAGGUUUAACACAUCCGUAGCGAAGCUUACAAUGCAGAAGCUCAUCAUUGAAUCUGCCAUACGGCAGGAGGAGAUGCGCAUUCUACGUGCAACCCUGUACAAUCACGCACGCUUGAUCUAUGAAGCUAAUGCCAAUCGAUUACGCACACAUAUUGAGCAGAUCUCCGAGUAUACGGACCAACUGACGGAUGUACUGAACGAAUUCCAGGAGAAGGCAGCCGACUACAGAAAUACGUAUGAUACGCUCCGAACGAAGGAUCGCUUACUUGACAAGCAAUUUAAGAUAAACUUUUCCGACACGGCACAGUCAGCGCUCGUCGAUCAAGCGUAUAAGAUAUUCAAGCGUAGACCAAAGACCCAGCUACGAUCGAUCGUCACCGUUUCGGUGUUUCAGGACAUGGCCAAGCGCAUCGUGGCGAAGAAGACGGCCGGGACCCACGGGAACUUGCUGCUCCCAAAGGAAUGCCAAGACUAUUUGGCGCACUGCGAAACUCUGGAUCAACCUUCCAAUUGUCCAGCGGGAAUGGAUAGUAGCCUUUGGCAGACUCUGAUCAAAAUGCGCCGCAUUAAGAUCGAGAGUGAGUUUAGGCUAAAAAGUUGUGAACUCAUGCUGUCUGAUGCGGAGGCAGCUAUUGCAGCAUUUCAGCGAGAGAUCACCAACAAGCGCAAUGUGUUGACAUCGCUUGAUCAAAGUUUGGAACAACUUCAAAAUGAUCAGUUUGAAGCCGCUACAAAUAGAACAGUGCAGCUUGUUAUGAAGCGUGGUUGGAUCGAAAUUCAGCAGUCCGGACGAACGAGCGAUUUCGAACGAUGCGUUUUGAUACACCGCACGGACGUAGAAGAUAUCAACGCGAUCAUCCGUCGUGCAGGAACAAAAAAACUUAACGCAAUGGUAAAUGCAGCUCUGUUUCGGCGCAAGAUCAUCUACCAGGAAUGGGAACACCGGGCAUUGAAGCUACAGUUGCGCGAUCUGCGCGAUCAACUUGCGACGGUUGAGAAAUGUAAAAUUACCAAGGAAGUGCAAAGCUGGCUGAAGAUGAAGGGCAUGAAGCGUACGGAAGAUUUAAGUCAGAUGGCACUGGAGAAGAAGAUCCGGAAUGCCAUCCAGAAUGAGGAAGAAAUAUUGACGGAACUCAAAAACUCACUGGAAGACAUUGAGCAACGUAUCGUGGCCAAGCGCAAGGAGAACAAACAGCUGGAUCAGCAAACACGUGCCCUUAACAUUGAUGUCACGGAGCAGCAUCUACAGCGGGAUGCGGAGCUGGAACAGACGGAGCAGAAAGCGACCCAGGACCGGAUGUCAGCUAUUGUUGAGCGUGCACGUUUGGUGCGACUGGUGCAAGCUCAGCACACGCAUAUACUGGAGCUCGGUACGAUGCUUGAGUUACAGCGUCUCAAGACAUAUCCGACACUAACCGCUUCUACAAGUGUUAUGACUCAUAACGCUCAUCAUUUGUUGGGUAAUUAA
This is a messenger RNA of Anopheles moucheti, 4788 nucleotides long. RefSeq names its product cilia- and flagella-associated protein 43. Bases 1 to 4788 code for a protein of 1595 amino acids. Gene Ontology annotation, cellular component: axoneme. The record is from RefSeq and is a predicted model, not a curated record. Gene Ontology annotation, molecular function: protein binding. The transcript is spliced from 13 exons. NCBI's taxonomy places the organism in Eukaryota, Metazoa, Arthropoda, Insecta, Diptera, Culicidae. Gene Ontology annotation, biological process: cilium assembly.